This is a messenger RNA of Anopheles nili, 3387 nucleotides long. It is a transcript of the gene Adar, whose product is annotated as double-stranded RNA-specific editase Adar. Gene Ontology annotation, biological process: RNA processing; adenosine to inosine editing. The transcript is spliced from 10 exons. The record is from RefSeq and is a predicted model, not a curated record. Gene Ontology annotation, cellular component: cytoplasm; nucleolus. NCBI's taxonomy places the organism in Eukaryota, Metazoa, Arthropoda, Insecta, Diptera, Culicidae. Gene Ontology annotation, molecular function: double-stranded RNA binding; double-stranded RNA adenosine deaminase activity; tRNA-specific adenosine deaminase activity.
AUGAAUACCAGUGCAACUACCAAUAUCAACAAUAAAAUCAACAUAAGCAACAACAAUGCUAUCAACGAUAAAAACAACACCAACUGCCCAUCAUCUGGUGGUGGUGGAGGUGGCGGCAUGCUGAGUACUUGUCCAAGACGUGGAACAAAACAUAAAAGUUUGACAGGUAAUCAUGCAGUGAUUUAGAUCGUUAGAAAACGACGUAAAUUACAGCAUUCUUCAAAAAGCGGAGAAUCCAGACUGGAGCAAGUACCACAAACGAAAAAUACAGUUGCCGUACUGAAUGAAUUGAAGCGAAAUCUUGUAUAUAAAGUUGAAUCACAAACCGGUCCUGUACAUGCACCGUUAUUCACAAUAUCGGUAGUGGUUGAUGGGCAAAAGUUUAUUGGAACUGGGCCGAGUAAAAAACUAGCUCGUGUCGCAGCGGCUGCUUCUGCUUUACGAAGCUUCAUUCAGUUCAAAGAUGGGGCAACGCUUACACCUAUUGAGCCAUUACAAAAUGUCGAUUUUACUAGUGAUGAUCCGAUGAUUGAGAACACUAUAUUUCCUCUUUCGGAUGCCGUGCCAGGGAUACAAGAGAAGAUAAUAUCUUCGAGUGGAAAGCCUCUGCCUGAUAAUGUCACUGUCAAUUCAAACAACAACAAUUCUUUACACAAUAAUAACAAAAGUUCAUAUAAUAGUAGCAACAAUAGCAGUUGCAGUAAGAGCAAUAGCAGCAAACAAAUUACCACCACAACCAACAACAACCGGCUAUGUGACUUUGCCGGUAACACCGUACCACAUUCAAUCAGCAACAACAGCAACAAUGUCAUAGUUUCAAAUAAUGGUAACAACAAUCGGAAGCAUAGAAAGGAGGCUGGCAUGUUGUCUGCUAGUGUGCAUUCUGCUAUUACCGACAUUGAGCGGCUGACGACGACGAUGACGACGAUGACAACGACGACGAUGACAACGACGACGACGACGAUGGAGAAACAAACUGCAAUUGCUGUCAACAACAUUAAUCAAAGCAGUGUUCACAGAACAGCCACAGCAGCGGCAUCCAGUAUAGUAACAAAUAUUGGAGCUACUGGAACCACUUGCAACGACAGUUACGAACAGUAUAUCAGCGUUAGUACUGGCCACAGUGUCACCACUGUCACUGCAGCUUCCACCGGUACCGCGUUAAAAAAUUGCACAGUUGCCAAUAUUAUUCCCGUAGACACUGCUCCAAUCAUUCCCAAAAACAAAACCAUACAAAAUACUACACUUAAAGCAAAACAGCAACAAAUCACUCAGAACAAUCCCAACACAAACACUGCUACUGCGAUUGUGAUGGUACCGUUGACGGUGCCAACGAGUGAACAAAUUCCAGCAUUCUUAAGCACACCAAGUGUACAAACAUGCCGUGCUCAGAAAAGCAAAAAUAGUCCUCCAAAUGAGAUUACUACAUUUCCCGCCAAAAAGCCAUCCAAGUUAAAGACGAGCUCUAGGGCGGUCACAAAUCCUUAUGCACAAAACGGUCAUCGGCAAGUGGUUGAAAAAAUUCAGCAAAGCUUAAACUUAUUUAAAAAUACGAAUGAAAAGGCUGUAGCAUGGAAGAAACGUUUUGAAAAGCUGAAAAUUUCAUCCGGCAAUGCGCUACGUAACAGUAGUGGGAAUGUUGUUUCAUCAGGCCACCAUCACCCGAAACCUCAACCGGAGAAAGGACCAGUUAUGCUUUUGCAUGAGCUCUUUACCGAUGCACAUUUCGAGUGUGUUUCAUCCGAUGGGCUUCAGCAUUCGAAAUUUACCGUCGUCGUUACAGUCAACGAUAACCAGCGCUUUGAAGGCACUGGACCGUCUAAGAAAAUGGCAAAAAAUGCCGCCGCCAAGGCUGCGUUGGCAUCGAUAUGCAACAUUUCGUUCAGCCCACUGCAGCAGUCCAAGUUUGGGUUGAUAAGCGCCUCCGGUGCCAGCAACGGAUCUGUCCUGGGUGGUCCUAACAGCGUUCAACAAUUGAAUGGGGACACGAGUUUCACACAGAACAAAAAUUUCGAGCUACCACAAACGUUUGCGGAUGCGGUUGGGAAAUUGGUAAUCGACAAGUUCAACGAGGUGAUGAAAGGAAGCGAUGUGUACAGCCGGCGUAAGGUACUGGCAGGAUUCGUAAUGACCUAUGGAUAUGACGUUAAAACAGCCCGUGUCAUUUCGUUGGCCACCGGCACCAAAUGUGUUAGCGGAGAACACAUGAGCGUUACGGGAUCCGUUAUCAAUGAUUCGCAUGCUGAAAUUAUAGCUCGAAGGGGUUUAAUGGAUUUUUUCUAUAGUCAGCUGGAUUUACUUUGCGUAAAAUCGACGUCGACAUCGUCACCGCAAACCGACGCAGGUCCUGGUUUGACGACAUCAGAGGAAAUGGGGAUGGACUUAAUUUUUAACAAACCCAGUGACGGUUUAAAUCUUUACACUUUGAAAGAGGGUAUUUAUUUCCAUUUAUACAUUAAUACAGCCCCAUGCGGUGAUGCACGAGUAUUCAGUCCGCAUGAAAAUGACAGCAUGGAUGUGGAUAAACAUCCCAACCGAAAAGCACGUGGUCAACUACGUACAAAAGUGGAAUCGGGUGAAGGAACAAUUCCUGUGAAGAGCAGUGAUGGCAUUCAAACAUGGGACGGUGUUUUACAAGGCCAACGUCUGUUAACCAUGUCCUGCUCAGACAAAAUUUCGCGUUGGAAUGUAUUGGGUUUGCAAGGGUCACUGUUAGCUUCCAUUAUUGAACCGAUUUAUCUACAUUCGAUUGUACUUGGUAGUUUGCUGCACCCGGCACACAUGUAUCGAGCAAUAUGUGGAAGAAUAGAAUGUGCCAUACAAGGACUUCCUCCACCAUAUCGUUUAAAUAAGCCAAAACUUGCGUUAAUGACGUCAGCAGAAUCACGCAAUCAAACGAAACCCCCAAAUUUUAGUAUUAAUUGGAUAACGAAUGGCACUGAGGUAGAGAUUGUAAAUUCGUUUACCGGCAAACUAAUCAAUAAUAAUACGAACACGAACAAAAUGUCACGAUUGUCGAAGCAAUCGUUUUAUCAACGCUACUCUACGAUUGUAGCCCGACUGCCAUGUAUGCCGUUCCGCGAAGUAAAACCUACAUAUUUUGAAACUAAAAUGUCCGUAGUGGAAUAUCAGCAAGCGAAGCGCGAAUUGUUCGCAGCGUUCAGCAAAGAGGACCUUGGUGAGUGGUUGAAGAAACCAAUCGAGCAAGAUCAAUUUACUUUGAUUGCGUCCACCACCACCAUCACCAUCAGCAAGGACAGUGAAUCGUCGCAUGUUGCGCAACAGCAAUCCCCCCAGCAAGCAGUGCCAAUGCCACCCGAAUUAAUUUCCGUAGUAAGCAACGCUUGCCACCAUUCCAACAGCAGUGGGGGGAAUGGCUCCAAAUGA